Messenger RNA from Peniophora sp. CBMAI 1063, 933 nucleotides. The record is from the annotation of a GenBank genome assembly. Lineage: Eukaryota; Fungi; Basidiomycota; Agaricomycetes; Russulales; Peniophoraceae.
AUGUCUGACGAUCCUAGGGCACCGGCACACGGCCUUCACGUCGUGCCUAGUAGGCUGGUCUACGAGUCUCUUUGCACAGACGCUGCCAUCUCGAAGAUUGCCGAGCCUCACUGCCGAUUGUGUGGAAUGCAGACCUCGGACGCAGAUCAGGCUGGUCGGGAAUUGCAGCGUUGUUCCGGUUGCAAAACGGCUUUCUACUGUUCGAGAAGCUGUCAGAAGCAAGACUGGAGGCGGCAUAAGGUAGAAUGUCAGCUGCAGCAGAGAGUAACAAUUGCCUUUCCGGACUCGCAGCCCUCGUCCGACGAUUGGGACGAGAAAACCACCAGUGCCCAUCCGGACUUGCCUCCCAAGACAGUCAUACAGUCUAUGCUACAUGACUUUCGAAUGCGCGGCGAUGCAUUCCCUCCGAUGGACAUCAACAACGAAUAUGUCGCGUUCAUCCUCACUCUCCGAGACCAUAAGGCUAGCCCCGCCUCUGUUUUCAAAUUCAAAAGUGGCCUUGCGCCGGUACCUAUGGACGGCAUGGACCGUAAGGGUCGGGAGCAGCUCGAAGAAUUCAGUACCAGACUGGCUCGAAAUGCCAAGCUGGAGGAAGGUAUCAAAGCAGGUUGGUAUGUCGUGCCGGUCUUCUUCCUAUUGGAUGACUUGGACAUAGCAGUCACGAUGACUGGCGUCGAGCUUACGCGCAGCCACCUUAACCCUUCCCUCCUGAUGACCCGAGUACCAGACGAUGCGCCGUGGUGGGCUCAGCUCGAGUACAACGCCGCGAACGGGCUCGCAUUGGCUACACGAUGGGAUGAUGCUAUGCAGGUCUUCAUCAUGGAGACAGGUACCCUGAAGCAGCAUGGCAGCGAUUGGCAUUGGGAAAGGGUCACCGAUAGCGGGAAGGCAGGGGUCAUCAUUCGCAAUGGGGAUACCUUGUACAGAGAGUGA